UGUCAGCUCCUGCGCCGCUAUGUUUUGAAAAGUUGGGGCUGCUUCUGCUACUAAUUUCAUUUCGGACUGCUGUUUAUCCGGGUUUUUUAUAAUGUGUCUGGUUAAGAAAAAAAUGUAAACAUGCCGAAGUCUGUGAAAAAGCCCUGCACGACUCAGACCUCCAUCAGCAGAUACUUUGGAGGGCUGAGCAGCAGCAGCAGUCCUCAGUGUGGGAUUAAACCUAAUCCUACUGAGCACCAGCUACCGAGAGGAAAGCUGAAACUGUCUUCUGGUGAGGAUGGGUUGCCAUCCAAACGAGUCAAACUAGCUGUGAAGGACCAGCAGGUAGAAGAUCUAGAGUGUGAACCUGUACCUUCUCAGAGCAUUAAAGAGGCAAUGCCGACAUUGAACCGCGGAGGAGGUGGCCUUUCCUCCUCUACGUUGGAGAAGCUGAAAAGUUUCUCCUGCAUGUCUGAGCCCUUUGUCCGGCCCAUCCACGACGAAACAAAGGCAAAUGACCAUACCAGUAAAAGCUUUGAUAUGAGAAGCACUGUUUUACCUAUUUUUGGGGAUUCGCAUCAGCAAAUUAACAACACACUGCCACAGACAGAGGAGGAACGGGAGGAUGAAGCACAGGACAAUAAUGAAGAAGAGGAUCCAGAACUAGCAGCUACUAAUCAGGGAUUGUGCUUGUCUAAGUUUACAAAGACAGGAGGAAGACGAGGAGGAGGCAAGGCUGCAGAAGUGAGUCCUCCAUCAGACUCCAGCGCCACCUGCAGACGCUCCAGAAGCAUGUACACCCCCCUGGAGCACCAGGUUAUGGAGCUGAAACAGCAGCAUAGGGAUGCUCUGUUGGCAGUGGAGUGCGGCUACAAAUACAGGUUCUUUGGAGAGGAUGCGGAGAUUGCUGCAAAAGAGCUGAAUAUAAGUUGCCACCUGGAUCAUAACUUCAUGACAUGCAGCAUCCCCACUCACCGCCUGUUUGUUCAUGUCAGGCGCCUCGUGUCUCACGGACACAAGGUCGGUGUUGUGAAGCAGACAGAAACAUCUGCGCUAAAGGCCUCAGGGUCUAACAGAAACGCGCUGUUCAGCCGUCAGCUCAGUGCCUUAUACACCAAAUCUACUCUGGUGGGAGAGGAUGUAAACCCGGUCUGCAGAGUGGCAGAUUUGGAGGAGGGGGGCUGUGCUGAUGUAGUGUCCGACCCUCCUGACAGCUUCCUGCUGUGCAUCAGUGAGAGCUGGGACAAACUGAAGAAGCAUCUCUCCAUGGGGGUGGUGGCGGUUCAGCCCAGCACCGGAGACGUGUUUCUGGACUGUUUCCCUGAUGGCCCGUCUCGUUCUGAGCUGGAGAGCCGUAUCCUGAAGAUAAACCCAGUGGAGGUCCUGGUGUCUUCGGAUCUUUCAGAACAAACCUCCAAACUGCUGCUCAGUAUCGCCAAUGCCAGUGCUCAGACUGCCGACCGAAUCAGAGUUGAGAGAAGGGACAGCGCCGAGUUCGAGUUCACCUCUGCAAUGAGCACAGUCGUCAAAUUCUACUGCCACACCCCGGAGAAAGACUCGCGCUCUCUGUCGAGUGUGGCCUCCUUUGAGAGCCCGGUCAUCUGCUGCCUAGGGCCCCUCAUCCAGUACCUCCAAGAAUUCAAUCUAGAGAGAGUUCUUAGAAAUAAAAGCUCGUUCCGGCAUCUGCCCUGUGAAUCAGGGGGAAUGAACCUCAGUGCUGCCACUCUCAGGAACCUGGAAAUCCUCAAUAAUCAGACUGAUGGGAGUGUGAGGGGAAGUCUGAUGUGGGUGUUGGACCACACUCGCACUACGUUUGGAAGGAGGCUGUUGAGGAAGUGGGUCAGCCAGCCCCUUACAGACUUGCAAUGCAUAUUGGAAAGACAAGAUGCUGUGCAGGAAAUGAUGAUGUCAGAAUCACCAACUCUGAACUCUGUCAGAUCCCUUCUGUCACAUUUGCCUGAUCUGGAGAGAGGCAUCUGCAGCAUAUAUCACGGAAAGUCUUCCACACAGGAGUUUUACCUCAUCUGUAUGAGCCUUUCUCGCCUGGGGCUGGAACUGCAGGCUCUUCUCCCAGCUAUCCAGUCACAGAUCCGCUCCACACUGCUCCGGAGCCUUUUAUUGGAUACUCCUGACCUGCUAGCUCCGGCCCAUGGCUUUCUCAAGGUGCUCAAUGAGAAAGCAGCAAAGUCGGGAAAUAAAACGGAGCUCUUCUCAGAUUUGUCUGGCUUCCCAGUGCUGCAGGAAAGGAUGAGACAAAUCCAGGCUGUCCUGUCUGAGAUUCAAGCGCAUCGCAAAGAGGUCCGUUUGGUGCUGAAGUCCCCUGCACUUGACUACACGACUGUUUCUGGACAGGAGUUUCUGAUUGAGGUGAAGAACUCGCUGUCAUCAGUUGUUCCACCUAACUGGGUCAAAUUCAGCAGCACCAAGGCUGUCAGCAGGUAUCACUCCCCUUUCCUGGUUGAACGUUACAAGAAGUUGCAGCUGCUCCGAGAGCAGCUGAUGCUAGACUGCCAGAGCGAGUGGACCCAAUUUCUGGGUCAGUUUGGGGAGCAUUACCACACCAUGAAAAGGGCUAUUAGUCACCUAGCAACCAUGGACUGCCUCCUUUCAUUGGCUGAGGUGGCUAAACAAGGGAAUUAUUGCAGGCCAAAGGUGUGUGAAAAGAAGCACCAGAUCAUCAUCACUGAUGGCAGACAUCCUGCAAUAGAUUUAUUGAUGGGGGAGAACAGCCAGUAUGUCCCCAACAACACUACAUUACAGCGUGACGGCAGGAGAACUAUGAUAAUCACGGGGCCCAAUAUGGGGGGCAAGAGCUCCUACAUCCGCCAGGUCGCUCUAAUCUGUGUUAUGGCUCAGAUAGGCUCAUACGUUCCGGCCUGUGAGGCCUGUCUGAGCGUACUGGAUGGUGUUUAUACCAGAAUGGGGGCUUCGGACAACAUAUUCAAAGGUCGCAGCACGUUCAUGGAAGAGCUGAUGGAGGCUUCGGAGAUCAUUUCUCAUGCAACUGAACGCUCGUUGGUCAUCCUUGAUGAACUUGGACGGGGCACGAGCACUCAUGAUGGGAUCGCCAUCGCCUACGCUACCCUGGAAUACUUUAUCAGAGAUGUGAAGGCCUUCACCUUGUUUGUGACCCAUUACCCUCCUCUGUGUGAGUUGGAGCAGGUGUAUCCUGAACAUGUGUCCAACUUCCACAUGGCUUUCUUACUUAAUGAGCCUGACAUCACAACUGACGCUGGCGAUGGAGAGGUUCAGCCAGAGUUCAUCACCUUCCUCUACCAGCUAACUAAAGCAGCUGCAGGGCGAAGCUACGGCCUCAAUGUGGCCCGACUGGCUGAUGUUCCUGAUCCGAUACUACACACUGCCUCUCACAAAGCCCGAGAGCUGGAGACCAUGGUCAAUGCCAGGAGGAAGUAUAAGAAACUUAUCUCAGAUCUUUGGAGCAUCUCAGACAAAUCCUCCCUGGUGAAGUGGCUGCAGUCGAACUCUUGAUGUUUAAACAACAACGACCAUCGGACUAAAAACACAUAAACAAUAAAUCAUCAUGCUAUUAUUGACUGAACAUGCUUUUUCUAACGGAGCUUGUUGAUUGUACAGUUUUAGGUGAAUUGUCAGCAUGUGAAAAUUAUUUUAAGCAUCUCGUGUUCUGGUACUGCAACCUGUCAUCACAUCAAUUGAGACUAACUGAUCACAUUUUUACCAACAACUGAGUGGUUUUUGAUGUGUUUAUUACCUAAAUAAAGAAAAUGCCAUACAUAUCA
This is a messenger RNA of Girardinichthys multiradiatus, 3737 nucleotides long. RefSeq names its product mutS homolog 3 (E. coli) (gene msh3). The coding region runs from base 121 to 3468 and encodes 1115 amino acids. Gene Ontology annotation, molecular function: ATP binding; mismatched DNA binding; ATP-dependent DNA damage sensor activity. Gene Ontology annotation, cellular component: nucleus. Lineage: Eukaryota; Metazoa; Chordata; Actinopteri; Cyprinodontiformes; Goodeidae. The record is from RefSeq and is a predicted model, not a curated record. The transcript has 24 exons. Gene Ontology annotation, biological process: somatic recombination of immunoglobulin gene segments; mismatch repair; mitotic recombination.